Molecule: messenger RNA, 3478 nt
Organism: Macadamia integrifolia
Lineage: Eukaryota; Viridiplantae; Streptophyta; Magnoliopsida; Proteales; Proteaceae
Product: serine/threonine-protein kinase BLUS1-like
Exons: 20
Coding region: 303-2396 (697 amino acids)
Biological process (GO): protein phosphorylation
Molecular function (GO): ATP binding; protein serine/threonine kinase activator activity; protein kinase activity
Source: RefSeq, a predicted model, not a curated record
UCCACACUCGGCCUCUCACCUAUCGAAAGAUUUGAGUCACCCUCUCCCUGACGAGUGAUGACUGACGAGACGAAAGCCCCCCUCCAUGAUCUCGUCGUCUUCAUCUCCCUUCUUUCUCUCUCUAAGUUUUUGAGGGUCAACGGAAAAUAGUGAGCUACGGACACGGAGUUCUCCGCAGCGGCGAACGAGGGUUAUAAUAAAAGUAGAGAGUAUAAACGGAAACCAAACUCGAACACACUGAAGCAAGCGGCUGUUCUGUUCAAUUAGGGGUUGUGGUUUAGGUUUACUAUUUGUUUCUGUGUAUGGGGAGGAUGGGGAACGGCCGGAAAAGCUACUCCGCCAAUCCUAAUGAUUAUCAGCUCCUUGAGGAAGUCGGACAUGGAGCCAGCGCUACCGUUUAUAGGACGAUCUAUAUUCCUUCAAACGAACUUGUUGCCGUUAAGUGCCUGGAUCUCGAUCGCUGCAACAGUAAUCUGGAAGACAUACGAAAGGAGGCUCAAACUAUGCGUUUAAUAGAUCAUCCAAAUGUAAUAAAGGCAUUCUGUUCUUUUGUUGUUGAACGAAAUCUCUGGGUGGUUAUGCCAUUCAUGGCAGAGGGUUCUUGCCUGCACCUUAUGAAGGUAGCAUAUCCUGAUGGAUUUGAAGAGUCUGUAAUUGCUUCUAUCCUUAAAGAAACCCUUAAGGCAUUGGAAUACCUCCAUCGACAUGGACAUAUCCAUCGUGAUGUCAAGGCUGGAAAUAUCCUUCUUGAUGGUAAUGGUGUGGUGAAACUUGGUGAUUUUGGAGUUUCAGCUUGCAUGUUUGACAAGGGUGACAGGCAGCGUUCGAGAAAUACUUUUGUAGGGACACCAUGCUGGAUGGCUCCCGAGGUUUUGCAGCCAGGAAGUGGAUAUGAUUUCAAGGCUGACAUUUGGUCAUUUGGAAUAACAGCCUUGGAGUUGGCUCAUGGUCAUGCUCCCUUUUCAAAGUACCCUCCUAUGAAGGUUCUCCUGAUGACCAUCCAGAAUGCUCCUCCUGGACUUGAUUAUGAUCGAGACAAAAGGUUUUCCAAGUCCUUUAAAGAAAUGGUUGCCAUGUGCCUGGUCAAAGACCAAACAAGAAGGCCAACAGCAGAAAAGUUAUUGAAACACUCAUUUUUCAAGAAUGCCAAGCCUCCAGAGCUUUCUGUUAAGAGCCUCUUAACUGGCUUGCCACCACUUUGGGAACGUGUAAAAACUCUCCAGCUUAAGGAUGCUGCACAACUAGCUCUCAAGAAAAUGCCUUCAGCAGAACAAGAAGCACUGUCACAGAGUGAGUACAAACGAGGUGUUAGUGCAUGGAACUUUGAUAUUGAGGAUUUGAAAGCCCAAGCAUCACUGGUUCAAGACGAUGAUGAAGUUGUAGGAAUGAAGGAAGAAGAUGAUGAAAGCAUGAGAUCAUUUGUCAAUAAUAAGGAUGCAUCUGCUUCCAGUUCUGGUGUGGGGAAAUCAAUUUCUACAACUGAUAUUAAUGUCCGAGAAAGUAUACACGGUGCUGAAGUAUCACAGGCUGAGGCCUCAAAGGCAAAUGGAGAAACUUCACAAAGUGAUAGAAUUGAUCAUGUAUUGGAGGAAAACACUGAAGGAUGGGAGAAAAAUGUAUUAGGCAAUGAGCCAAUAUCGUCAACCUCAGAAAGGAACGUCCCUCAAGUCCAUUCUAAGAGUCAAAUGGGCAGCCUCCGCCAAUCUCAAAGUGGGCCGCUUAUGCCUGCAGCUGUGCUUAAUCAGUCAGAAAGGGGCCGUUCUAAUGAAAGGUUUGAGAAUGAAAUUCAAUUAGCAAAUGAGAAAGGAAAACGUGAAGUAAGGAAGGCACCUAGUUUUAGUGGUCCACUGAUGCUACCAAACCGUGCUUCUGCAAACAGCUUCUCAGCUCCCAUAAGAUCUUCAGGAUUUAGAGAUUCUAUGGAUGAGAAGUCAAAGGCCAAUGUGGUACAAAUAAAAGGCCGGUUCUCUGUAACAUCUGAAACUGUAGACCUUGUAAAGGAUAUUCCAUUAUGUACAGUUUCACGAAGAUCUACACAGGAAUCACCUCUAAAGAAGUCUGCUAGUGUUGGUGAUUGGCUAAUUGACUCUAAACUUAUGCCAUCCAAGGAAGUGAACAACAGUCAACCACCCAAGGAAGUGAGCAACAGUGUAGUACCUGCAUCAAUUCUCAUGCCUCAACUCCAAAACCUUUUUCAGCAGACCACGUUCCAACAAGGUCUGAUUGUGAAUUUGUUGAAUAGCUUUCAACAAACUGAAAUAGUAGAUGCUUUUCAAACCGGAAAAUUGCCACAGCAACCUCGAACCUCAGAGAUUGAUCCAAGUGUAAUUGGAGUAGAGCAGCAGUUGUCGGAGCGGCAUAGCAGAAGUCGAUUUCAGUUACCACUCCCAGAGUAGAGAUUAGGGAUUUCAGUUUCCAGUCAGAGUAACAGUUGUCGAUUUUAGGAAAUUUUAGUUCUCAAACUCUGCUUGACUAAUUGAGGCAAAGGACAUUAUGGUGACUUUACAUACCCUUAAGGGUAGAUUGGCCAUUUAGACAAAAUAUGACUGAUGACAUCAUCACUUAACGUCUUAAUCCUAACGGAAUGGGUUUUUAGAAAUAAUUUUAUGAAAGUGAGGGGUACACUGGAUAUUAUUUUCAUUUUUGGGGGUCACUCCAAGUUAUUUUCGAUUUUAGGGGUGGUAUCAGAUAAUUUCCCAUAUAUAUAUAUUUUUAUAUAUAUUUAGUAUAUAGAAGAUUGUGUUUUUCCCUGGAUUUUAUCUUCUUUGAAGGGAUUUCUUGAGACCUUCGACUUCUAAGAGAACUAAUGUGGGGUGAGAUUGAAGAGGUAGCUUGUUUUUUUACAUCCUGACAUGCACAUAUUUUGCCAUUGUGUAGACAAUUAGAGGAUUUGGUCAUUGGAUUCUCUAUCAGUCCUUCCCUCCCCCCCGCCCCCCUCUUUUUUCCUGAAUUUUUAGUUGCUCAAAAGGAAGCCAUAUGCUCACUCAGAAUCAAGACAUUUUUUUGGAUGCUGGUCCUUGAGAGAAGCAGUAACUCAAACUUGCUUCUGGUUUCCAAAGAGAGAGUUCAAGGGCAAAUCUGUUUUGCAGUCUCGUGGAUGGAUUGGUCCACUGUUCUUUGUGUGCUCGUCAGUUGGCAAGGGUGAUAUGGAAUAAUUUCCUGAAUCCUUUAUUAUCUUGGAUCUUUCUCGUUAAGAUUAGAGAUCUGUUCAUAAGAUCUCAAUAGCAGCCUAUGUUGGAUGUUAGCUUCUAAUCUUCUCUUUAAGCUCAGAAGUAUAAUAGAACUGUCCGUUUUCCUUUUUUAUCUUAGUUUUCUCAGUUCAUAAUUUUCUUUGUCUCAUUUUUAAAUAUCCUCCUCUUCUCCUUUAUUGUGGGAUUUGAGUGCAAAUCAAACUUAGUGUUGAAAAGUUAGCAGAUGAAGACAAGAGUGGAUACUGGGAAGUGGGAACCACAUGAUCAAAUUGUUUCAUGUUCUCUAU